AUGCGUCGCUUCAACAGCGUGACUGUUGAUCAAGAAGUACACACAGCUGUUAUUGGAGCUGGUGGAAGACUGGGUAAUAUUGCUCUGGCUCUUUACGACCAAGGCAAGCAAGCCAUCAGCCACGGAACAUGUCCUGGCGUCGGUGUAAGCGGUCUCACACUGCACGGAGGUUACGGCAUGUCAUCUCGCCUGCACGGCCUUACACUAGACCAACUUGUCUCUGUAACUGUCGUCCUCCACAACAGCAGCGUAGUAACCGCGUCACCAACCUCCAACCCCGACCUCUUCUGGGCCCUACGAGGCGCCGGCGCCGCCUUCGGCAUCGUCACCGACUUCAAGUUCAAAACGUUUGACGCCCCCGAAAGCAACCUCGUAUUCUCCUACAACCUCUCCCCAUCCAACACAUCGCAACUCGCCAACAUCCUGACCGUCCUCCAAAACUUCACCAUCCACGACCAACCCCCGGAGCUAAACAUGCGCAUGUUUCUCCCCAACCAACUGACUGGCGUAUACUACGGCAACCGCAGCGCCUUCGACACCAUCAUGAACCCACUGCUUACCAAACUUAACAUCCCACUCGAGGGCCGCGGCGCAGGUACUGUUUCAACGAAGAAAUGGAUCGACACUUUGACAUCCUUUUCCAAUGGCCCGUUGCCCCAACCAGAGAUAUACGACUACCACGAGAACUUCUACGCCAAGUCACUCAUGCCGGAGUACCUCUCCCCCGCCGCCAUGACCGCCCUCGCAGACUACUACUUCACCACCGCGCGCAACAUCCGUGGCCGAUCCUGGUACCUCCUCAUCGACAUGCACGGCGGCUCCGGCUCUGCGAUCUCCAAAGUACCCGCAGACGAGACAUCGUACUCGCACCGCAACGCCGUCUUCAAGAUGCAGUUCAACGACCGCAUUUUCCCUGACAGCGCGACGUACACGCCUAAGAUGAUGGAGUUUCUGAAUGGCUGGGUCGAUGCGAUUGAAAAGGCGAGCGAGGGCGAGCAGUUUGGCAUGUAUAUCAAUUAUGCGGAUACGAACCUUACCAAGGCGGAUGCGCAUUCGAGGUAUUGGGGAGAGCAUUAUGAGAGGUUGGUGGGGAUUAAGGGGGUGUAUGAUCCACAGAAGGUGUUCGAGGGGCCGCAGUUGGUGGGUAGCUAG
This is a messenger RNA of Alternaria triticimaculans, 1152 nucleotides long. RefSeq lists its product as uncharacterized. Gene Ontology annotation, molecular function: oxidoreductase activity; FAD binding. The transcript is spliced from 2 exons. The record is from RefSeq and is a predicted model, not a curated record. NCBI's taxonomy places the organism in Eukaryota, Fungi, Ascomycota, Dothideomycetes, Pleosporales, Pleosporaceae. Bases 1 to 1152 code for a protein of 383 amino acids.